This is a messenger RNA of Spodoptera littoralis (African cotton leafworm), 3041 nucleotides long. Lineage: Eukaryota; Metazoa; Arthropoda; Insecta; Lepidoptera; Noctuidae. The record is from the annotation of a GenBank genome assembly.
ACAGUGUCUGUAUUAACAUUAAAGAUAACAUAAAUAAACUCAAUAUUUUUGUGAGCUUCAUCGACUACUAAGAAUCUAUUUUAAAUACCUAAAGAUUAUACACAGUGUUAAAUUUCUUGUGGAAAUUAAACGAAUUUUCAAAUAUGUUUCUAAGUCCAGAUGACAAAACCAAGAUAUAAGAAGGAUUCAUAAACAUGGAGACUACUAGGCUAAUAUUAUUGUUAGCUUUAUUAUUACACUAUAGUCUAGUUAAUAGUGAUGACUUACACAAGCCAGAUAACUUCAACGAGACAGAACUUAUGGAAAAUCACCAGGAGAGGAUGAAGAUGGUGAACGCCUUCUUCAGAGACCUUAAAAUAGUAUUAAACAAAAAUAAAAAACCGUUAAGGAGUAUGAAAGAAACAGAGAGAAAUGACAAAGUAGUGAAAGAUCCAAAAAUACCGAACCUUCGAGCUAGAUUAUUCACGACUAAAUCUAUUCAGACUAAAAGUAAUUUAAAACUUCAUAAAUUUCCAAAUUACGUCAGCAAACCUUUGUUUCCGAUUCCUGUACUAACUGAAAAUGUUUUACGUACUUCUGCCACAUCUGUCUCUACACCUAAAACUACAAUUAAAAUAAAUUCUACAACUAAACCAAGUUCUGUUACAAUAAAGCCUAAACAGGUCGGCCAUGCUUCUACGUUUACAUCUCUUAGUAUUCCAAGAAAUUUCUUUGAUAAAAUAUUUCAAAAAGUGACAUUUUCAACACAUCGAGUGCCUGAACAAUUUACUUUUCGUUCAGUUAUCUCUCCUAGCAAACCAACUUCUAAAACUGUUGCAACUAAAUCAUCUGUUUUGACUACUUCAAAAACUAAGUCCACUCGUCCAUCGACAUUAGCUCCUACUAAAGUAACUUCACCAAAUAUUACUUCUAACAAACUAGCCGUAGUAAAAUUUAAUCAGAUAUAUAAUUUAAAAGAAGAGGUUGAAAGUUUUACCUCAAUAAAAAGUACUUCAUCAUCUAUGAGUACAACUCCAUCCUCUAUGAGUACAACUCCAUCCUCUAUGAGUACAACUAGUAUUGGACGAAAGACGUUCAACAAUAUUGCUACAUUCAUACCGGAACUUUCCUUUUAUCAAAAAUUACAUCUAUUUACACCUAUUUCUAGAAUCAUCUAUGAAGUCACUACAACCUCUUCUCCACCUAAAACAUCUGCUUCUUUAGCUCCUUUAUCAAUACUUGCUAUUUCAUAUCCUACAUCUUCUCCUCUUCAGUCCAAAAUUCCUCCUCUUGCGUCGUGGUCUUACAAAACAACAAAUAAGUUUCAUAGCUUGUGGCAGCAAGAGAUGACUAAUUUCAUGUCUUCUAAUAGAUGGAAGAUAAAAGCAAGUGAUUUUACAACACCGCAACAGAUAACACCACGAUGGUACCAACACUUUGUAAACAAUAAACCAAUAAUACACCACGGAUACAACCUCACACGACGUCCUAGACUGCACAGACAGAGGCACACACACAACAAAAAAAUAAGACAUAAACGUAUCAGAAAAGUAAAGAAGUACUACCCAAUGUACCUAUCCACAAAACAACGUAACUCUACUAUAAAAAAUUUCUACGGCCAUCUCCAUAACGAGUCAAUUGAAUAUUAUGAAUUUAGUACUUUUAAAUCGACAAUAAUUGAUGGUAGACCUGUCUAUCUACCUGUAGAUCCUUUAGAAGGUACAACACCAGUUUCAAUUCUUACUCCAUCGACCAAGCCUCCGAAUCAUCGUUACUACGAGAUGAUGAAGGAACUGGAUGAAGGAUAUAUGAUCGUUUUCUUAAUAGAACUUUGUAGAAUAAUUUCUACAAAAGAUCAGAAACAUGUUCAAAAUGUCAUUAUACAUACGGAAACUAUAAUCAAUGAGCUACAGGGAAAUGGUCGGUUGGUCUGGUUAGACAGCCCGUUAUUAGAUGUCACUAUAAAACUAUCAAGACUUAUAUCCGAAGCACCAAUCGAUCUAGUAAGAACUUACGCAGCCAUGAUGUACCACAUGCUACGUGUGAGGAAGACAGAACUCUCCGUCGAAGUGAAUUCAAUCAUAGAUUAUGCAGAACUUAUGUACGAGGAUAAAGAGGGAGACUACCUGUUCAAUUCUCUGAGAGAAUUCGAGGCAUUUCCUGAAAUAUCGAAAUCUGGUUACUUAGUUUGCUCCACUCUGAUUGAAAACUUCUUAAGUCCAUUUCGUCGCCUCCACGGCACGAAACGACGACAAAUAUUAUUAGACUCUAUCAAUAAAGCAAUAAAGGAUAGAUUUCCACAAAUCUCAGUGAAAACUGUCAAAGAGAAGGAUUUAAAGCACGGAAUAAAAGCAAAAGAGACGCAGCAUUGGCCGAAAUUCCGAACGAUCUUAACGUCCGACGAAUCAUGUAUAUCAACUUCAGACUCGGAUAGCGAAAUUAGGAGAAAACUUCGAUUAAAACGUAAACAGCGAAGAAUUCGAGAACACAAUUUAAGAAAAGAGGCAAGAAAUCGAAAUAGACACAAGUUAAAUAGACGACAAAUGAAGAAUAACAAUAAUGAAUACUUAAAGUUUAGAAGUAUUACAAAAACACAGAGACGUUACAAAAUAGUAUCUUCGAAAAAUCACUUGAAACCAACCCGUGAGAGAACUACAAAAUAUUACACAUUGAAUCUACAUCGCAGACCAACUAAAGAUCAAUCUGUAACAAUCACACCUCUGUAUGUAAAUACACCAUUCCCUUACUUCCACGAACAAAAAGACUAUUUUGAUACAGAAGAAAACGAAGUCCAUCAAAGAACUGACGAAAAACGACAACAGCGCCACCCUAAGCAAACUAUUGAUUUUAAAAAAUUACAAGAUUAUUACUACCCUUUCGACGAGUAUUUUAGACAGUCGGAGCCUAAGCCUGUAAAAGUUGUUAGUAAAAUUACAAAUACAUGUUUAAAGAGAAUCGUAGAGGCUUCGAGUUAUAGUGACGAAGAAGAUUCUUUGAAAAAGAAUUUGAUCGAAGCUCUAUUUUGUAAUGCCUCGUCUACUACUGAAGCUACGAAUUCAUAA